AUGGCACAACAUUAUGGCUAUGCUGGGCAACCACCCUAUCAGCAGCCAGGUUAUCAGAAUCAGAAUGGAGGAAAUCCAUAUCAGCAAGGUCCACCAUAUCAGCAUGGU
Acanthocheilonema viteae is the source of this 108-nucleotide messenger RNA. NCBI's taxonomy places the organism in Eukaryota, Metazoa, Nematoda, Chromadorea, Rhabditida, Onchocercidae. The record is from the annotation of a GenBank genome assembly.